CAAAGAGCAGAGAGAGAGAGGGAGAUGCACUUCUGACCAUCAAAUGCACAAUAAAGCAGAUGAACACCGGCCGCACCGAGUGAGCGACACGCAGGGCCAGAGAUCAUUCCCUCCCAGUUGAAGCGAAGCGAGCUGUACUUUCUCUUCUCUUAAGGCGCCUUUUGACACUUUUGGACAGUUUUUAAACUUUUUUCUCUACCGACGAGCAGCCAUGGGUUCCUUCGUGUGGGGCGCCAUCACUAAUUUCUUCACCUAUGAGACCACCAAGUCUGUGGUGGUCAAGAGUUGGUCCGUGGGCAUCAUCAACCGGAUCGUACAGCUGCUCAUCAUUUCAUAUUUUGUCGGCUGGGUCUUCAUCCACGAGAAAGCGUACCAGGCAGAGGACACCGGCAUCGAGUCCUCUGUGAUGACCAAAGUGAAAGGCUUCGGUUACCAUAACGGCCGAGUGAUGGAUGUUGCCGACUACGUCUUCCCCCAACAGGGCGCAGGGAUCUUCUGCAUCAUGACCAAAGUCAUCGUCACAAAAAAUCAGUUUCAAGGAUAUUGUUCAGAGGUGGGAGGAAUGUUUAAAUGUACCAAAGACGAAGACUGCCAGAAGCACAUGGGCACCAUCCUCUCCAAUGGGGUGAUAACAGGCGUUUGCCUCAACUCCUCCAAUGAAACCAAGGCCUUCUGCGAGAGUUUCGGAUGGUGUCCAGCCGAGAACGACAGAGUUAGGGUCAAACCGAUGCUGGAUGUGAGCAACUUCACCAUCUUCAUCAAAAACAGCGUUCGCUUUCCAAAGUUUGAUGUCACCAGAGGGAACUUUAUCUCCACAAUGACGUCCGAUGAUAUCAAGAAUUGUACUUACCAUCCAGAGACGAACCCCUACUGCCCCAUCUUUCGCGUGAAUGACGUGCUGAGUUACACUAAUCAGAGCGUUCGGGACCUCGCAGACAAGGGUGGAGAAAUAGGAAUAAAUAUUGAGUGGAAGUGUAACUUUGAUUGGGACAUUGAAUAUUGUCUACCCAAGUACAAAUUCACGCGGCUGGAUGCGCCGUUUGCCAAGAACGCCAUCUCCAGCGGCUACAACUUCAGAUUUGCCAAAUAUUUCCUGACGGAGAAUGGGACUGAAUUCCGGACGCUUCACAAAGCAUAUGCCAUCCGCUUUGAUGUCAUGGUCACCGGCAAAGGAGGAAAGUUUGACAUAAUCCCAACACUCAUCAACUUGGUAGCUGCCUUCACCUCCGUUGGACUGGGUACGGUCCUUUGCGACAUUAUCCUGCUUAACUUCUUGAAAGGGGCAGACCAGUACAAAGCUAAGAAGUUUGAAGAGGUGUCGGCGGCUCAGGUAGACGCGUCCUUUGGUCGAAGCCCAGACAGCCAGCUGUCCCUUAAACCAGGGAUCAAGAGCUCCUACGACUCUGGAGCCAUUUUCCUCGAUGCCUCUGACCAACCUGUCUGACUGACAACAACACAACAAUGUGAAGAAUGGACUUCUCUUUUUCUUUUUCUUUCCUUUGCUGCGAGAGAUCCUGGUUGUCAGGCCAGUGCAGUCAGUUUUCGUUUGGCGAGCUUUUGGAAUUUAUGUAAAAAAUGUCCUCGUGAUCUAUGCAAUUUCGCGGAGGAGGUUGAAGCCAGAAGGAAGGAAUUAUGGCCUGAUGUAUGGCUGACACGAAUAAUUGGAGUUUCCUGGUUAGCAUCACGCAGGCACAUAUCCUCCACAUUUAUAUAAAGCUUGGUUUUAAGUACAAUAUUUCUACUUGUAGGGCAUUAUACAGUAGGAAAAUGCUAUUUUAAUGUCAUCAGUUUAAUUUUACGGUUACAAUAAACAUCGACAUCAUGUCUGUCAGGCAAACUUAUUAAAGCUGAAUAAAUCCCCUAUUGAAUUAAAUAACAUUACAUAAACAAUAAUAGUGUUAAAUAACCAUAACAGCCCUGAGAAUAAAGUAUUUGACUACCGUUUUGGAAAAUUGUUGUGUCAUGUUCACACUCUCUCCACCCUUCCUCUAAAUAAAAACACUAAAUAGUGUCUCCAAAUAGUGUCUCCAAAUAGGGUAAAUACAUGG
Pungitius pungitius (ninespine stickleback) is the source of this 2048-nucleotide messenger RNA. RefSeq names its product purinergic receptor P2X, ligand-gated ion channel, 3a (gene p2rx3a). Gene Ontology annotation, molecular function: purinergic nucleotide receptor activity; ATP binding; extracellularly ATP-gated monoatomic cation channel activity. The record is from RefSeq and is a predicted model, not a curated record. Gene Ontology annotation, cellular component: plasma membrane; nuclear inner membrane. Lineage: Eukaryota; Metazoa; Chordata; Actinopteri; Perciformes; Gasterosteidae. Bases 212 to 1444 code for a protein of 410 amino acids. Gene Ontology annotation, biological process: calcium ion transmembrane transport; response to ATP. The transcript is spliced from 12 exons.